Messenger RNA from Funneliformis geosporum, 277 nucleotides. The record is from the annotation of a GenBank genome assembly. Lineage: Eukaryota; Fungi; Glomeromycota; Glomeromycetes; Glomerales; Glomeraceae.
AUGAAAUAUGAUGAGAUUAAGAUAGGUGAUGAUGAUACUAAUGAUAAUGAUGAAUUCUGGACAGUUGAUGAUGAUAUUGAAGAAGAUGAUAAUAUUGAAAAAGUUGAUGAUAUCAAUGAUUGGUGGGAUUGUAAUAAACCAUAUACCAGAUAUGAUUAUAUAACCCAUUUUAAAAGAGAAGUAAAGGAUAAAUUAUUUAAUACAUUUUCUAAAUUUACUGCAUUUAGAAUUAUAGAAUAUAAUAUGCUUUUGGAAACAUUAUCUGAUCUUAGAAAAG